UAGAUCACCCAAUAAUUAGCCUGUGAUCCCUCAUCCCUGAACUUCCCAGAGAGGGAGAGCUCAGAGAAAAAGGGCGAGGCAUGGCAUCCAGCUCCAAACUGUCUGCUCUCUUCUUGACGGCAAUUCUGCUCUGCCUCAUCUGCACGAGGAGCCAAGCAGCAAGGCCUGAACCGGGAUCCAGUGGCCACAAAUCACAGGGUGUUGUUGCCUCCAGUAUUGCCCAUCAGAAGAGUGUUGGUAGUUCUGGAAUCGGUGUGGAAAUGCAUCAGGGAGAACCUGAUCAGGCAGUGGAGUGCAAGGGAGGGGAAGCAGAGGAAGAGUGCCUGAUGAGGAGGACACUAGUUGCUCACACCGACUACAUCUACACCCAAGGGAAUCACAACUAGUGUAGCACAGUAGCUGUGCAAAUAUAUGCACCAGUGCUCUUUGGCACAAGUUUCUGCCCAGGGUAGUUUGGAACACGGGAAUUUUCCACGAUUCUUGGAGGAAUGAACUAGCUCUGACGCACAGUUUCUACAAGAUCUUCUGUGAAUUCCUGCGUUCAAACAAGCAAAGAAGAAAGGCUUGAUGAGGCAAACGGAUAUCGAUCUUCUGCAGUUCAUUUCUGUGGAUUGUACCAACCCCCCCCCCCCCCCCUUUUUUUUUUUGCGGGGAGUGGAUUGUACCAACUUUGUAGUGGACUAUCUGUACAUUUCUCGCUCCUUGUUCUUCAGCCCGUAUAUCCAUUCUCGACUUCCGGCCAUCACCUUCAGAUAGUACAUGGAACUUUGGGAUGUAAGCACUGUAGAUACUGAACUUAUGUAUCCAUCUUGCCUCAGCUAUAAUAAAAUUACAGUUUCUAAUAUCUA
Messenger RNA from Oryza sativa Japonica Group (Japanese rice), 848 nucleotides. RefSeq names its product phytosulfokines 4-like. NCBI's taxonomy places the organism in Eukaryota, Viridiplantae, Streptophyta, Magnoliopsida, Poales, Poaceae. Gene Ontology annotation, biological process: cell population proliferation. The record is from RefSeq and is a predicted model, not a curated record. Gene Ontology annotation, cellular component: extracellular region. Gene Ontology annotation, molecular function: growth factor activity.